This is a messenger RNA of Dentiscutata erythropus, 186 nucleotides long. NCBI's taxonomy places the organism in Eukaryota, Fungi, Glomeromycota, Glomeromycetes, Diversisporales, Gigasporaceae. The record is from the annotation of a GenBank genome assembly.
AUGUCCAACUUAUCAGAUAUUAUAGAGCUUUUUGAUUAUGAAACUCUCCAAAUAGAACAACCGCAAUUAUUAAAAAAGCAAACCUCUCUAGAUAGUUUUAUAUCAUAUGAGGGUGUUACUGAAAGCGAAGAUUCUAAUUCAGAGAAAUUUAAUAAUGAUAUAGUUCCUGAACAAUAUAAAACUUCA